AUGGUGUACACACGCUGGAAGUGUGACCGGCUGCCGGUCUUUCAGUUGAAGUUGUUUUCACAGGAGUACCCACUCCAUACAACCGUUGGAAUUCUGUGCAUGAUGUUUCUUUGGAAGCACAUGGGGCACUGCUCGGAGGAAACAGAGCGCAAGCACGGUUGGUGGGCGGGAUACCCGUACUGGCGUGACCCCAUUGCCCGCAGGAAUGAGGCCAAAUACAAGCAACUGAUUAACAAGAACGAUGUGGACAUCACAGACCCAAAGUGGACUGGAUGUUCUUUUGAGCAGCUUGAGAAGCUAAAGAAACUGAUUUAA
Molecule: messenger RNA, 315 nt
Organism: Trypanosoma cruzi
Lineage: Eukaryota; Euglenozoa; Kinetoplastea; Trypanosomatida; Trypanosomatidae
Exons: 1
Coding region: 1-315 (104 amino acids)
Source: RefSeq, a predicted model, not a curated record